AUGUCAGAGAAAAAUUCAUUUGGUAGAAGAACAUGGGAUAAAGAAGAGUUUUCCAAGCAAGGAGCACUACGACGUGAAAAGGAACAAAAUAAAACAAUAGAGAAAGUUGAAGGUGUAUCUCAAAUUGAUAGGGACUCAUUGAAUUUCAAUAAAGAUCUUAAUAAGAGACAAGUCAUUGCAAGUAACGUUGUAUCAACUAGAGGGAAAUCAUUUGGUUUUUAUUGUGAAGUUUGUGACUUAACUUUCAAAGACAAUUUGAAAUAUGUGGACCAUUUAAAUAGUAAACCACAUUUGAUACGAAGUGGUGAACUUAAUCAACAAAUUGAAGUCACUUUAGAUGAUGUUAAACAGAGAUAUGAAAUGUUAGUAAAGAAAAUGGAAGAACAGCAAAAUGAUGAUGAAAAAUAUGAUAUUAAGAAAAGAAUUGCCAAAAGACAAGCAUUUGAAGAGGAGCUUAAAAGAAAGAGACAAACCAAAAAACCAAAGCCCGUAGAACAAAAAACAAAUGUUAGUACUAAUAAUAAUGAUAAAGAUGAUAAUAUGAUGAGUAUGAUGGGAUUUAGUGGGUUUGGAAGUACGAAAAAGUAG
Hansenula ciferrii is the source of this 588-nucleotide messenger RNA. It is a transcript of the gene SNU23, whose product is annotated as U4/U6-U5 snRNP complex subunit SNU23. Gene Ontology annotation, cellular component: spliceosomal complex; U4/U6 x U5 tri-snRNP complex. Gene Ontology annotation, biological process: mRNA splicing, via spliceosome. The record is from RefSeq and is a predicted model, not a curated record. Bases 1 to 588 code for a protein of 195 amino acids. NCBI's taxonomy places the organism in Eukaryota, Fungi, Ascomycota, Saccharomycetes, Phaffomycetales, Wickerhamomycetaceae. The transcript has a single exon. Gene Ontology annotation, molecular function: nucleic acid binding; zinc ion binding.